AUGGAGAGGGGUGGUGUGGUCGCCGGCUUCGAGAGAGAGGAAGAGAUUGUAACUGUAUUGUACUUUACUGCUUUCUUAUUUUCUGCAUGUCAAUCAACUGUUCAGUCGGAAAACAACAUGAUGUCGAAUGUGUCCAGCUCUGUUGAUCCACCGAACAAUAGCUCUGAUGAUGCACUGAACAAUUCCAUUAAUACCAAUGUUGUUGAUGAAGAAGAGCCACAUAUACAAGAUUUUCAAGAAUCGGUUCGUAGUACUUAUUAUCAUUCACCGAAUGGCACUAGAUAUUGGACACCCAAUGUACUGGAAGCGUAUAGACCUGUUUUGGGUACGGUAUUUGCUAAAGAGGAAGAUGCAAUUUCCAUGUAUCAGUCAUAUGCUGAGAAAGCUGGAUUUGAUAUUAGGUUGUCGACAACUAAGAAAUCAAAAGAUGGUACUGUUAGACUUAGGUAUGUUCUUUGUAGUAGAUCGGGAAAGCCCAAUUGCCAAAAUGUUGAUUCAAUGGUUUUGAAGUCAUCUUCCAAGUUGCCUCGUAGCAGUAAUUACAAGGUUUCAGACUGUAAAGCUAAAAUAAAGGUUAAAGUUUUCAAGGGUUAUCCUGGUUUACGGUUAUAUGAAUUUGUUGAGUCUCAUAAUCACCCGUUAGUUUCAAUUGAGAACAUGGAUUUGACGCGCAAGAGGCGGCAACUAGAAUUUAGCGACCAAGAUUUCAUUCAUAGGCUAAGUUUAGCUAAAGUUGGCCCGUCAACUGCCUUUAAGAUGCAAGCUGUUUUGAAAGGGGGACAACACAACGUCCGUGGUACCAACAUAGAAUAUAAAAAUUUCAGCAAGGAUUUAAGAGCUUUCAUUGGUAAAGGAGAUGCUCAAAUGGUUGUAAAUAUGAUGGAUAAACGUAAAGUUAAUUUAGAAAAUUACUAUUGCCAUUACAUAAUUCGUCAUGGAGAGCUUAGGUCCUUAUUUUGGGCAGAUGAGGUUAUGAAGUGCAAUUACAGAGUUUUUGGCGAAGUGUUAGCUUUUGAUGCCACCUACAGUACUAACCAGUAUAAUAUGAUUUUUGUUCCUUUUACGGGGGUUGAUCACCAUAAGAAUUGCGUAACAUUUGCGGCUGCUCUUCUUUAUGAUGAAACUAUUGAGUCGUUCACAUGGAUGUUGGAACAAUUUCUUGAAACACAUGAUGAGGUUAUGAAGUGCAAUUACAGAGUUUUUGGCGAAGUGUUAGCUUUUGAUGCCACCUACAGUACUAACCAGUAUAAUAUGAUUUUUGUUCCUUUUACGGGGGUUGAUCACCAUAAGAAUUGCGUAACAUUUGCGGCUGCUCUUCUUUAUGAUGAAACUAUUGAGUCGUUCACAUGGAUGUUGGAACAAUUUCUUGAAACACAUGUUAAACAACCGAGGCUAGUGUUAACCGACCAAGACCCGGCAAUGAAACAAGCCAUAGCUAAAGUUUUCAAUGAAUCUGUCCAUCGUCUAUGUAUGUGGCAUAUUAUGGAUAAACUUCCUCAUAAGAUUGAUGGUGAUGUGUUACAGAAUACCAACUUGAGGCGUCACAAGUGGUUGUCUGAUAUGUUUUCUAUUAGAGAUCAGUGGGUCCCAGGUUAUUUUAGGGACAUACCAAUGUGUUGUUUAAUGAAAACAACGUCUAGAUGCGAAAGUUCAAACGCACUUUUUAAGGUAAACUCUAGCGCAUCGAAUACUUUGGUUCAGUUUAUGUUGUGUUUUGAGAUACCAAUUGAUGGUCAACGCUACCGGCAACGGGUUUCUGAGCAUAAAACCGAAUCAAUUUCUGCCGCCUUAUCCACUCCGUUACCUAUAGAAGCACAUGCAGCACUUGUAUACACCAGAAGCAUUUUUAAGGAGGUCCCAAAGGAGAUAUCUAAAGCCUUAUUAUCAUGUAUGAAUGGCAGACCUAAUGUUGUUGAUGGUUAUGAACAUUAUACGGUUUCUCACUUUGAAAAAGGGACCGUUAUUGGUGAUUACACGGUUAAGAUCAAUCCGAGUGAUAACUCGGUUACAUGCUCAUGUAUGUUAUUUACACGCAUUGGAUAUCUAUGUCGUCAUGUUUUUUCUGCAUACCGAUUUCGUGGCAUAAACAAAAUUCCUGACAAGUAUAUAGCUCCAAGGUGGAAAAAAGAUGCAUUGCCUAAGAAAGUGUUCAACCUUGAAUUCCGUUAUGGUGUUGACAGCUCAGAAAGCUUUAAGCUUAGGUCAGAGGCGCUGAAUUUAGCUCAGCAGUGUGGUGAUCGAUUACGGGAUGAUUCAGUAAAGCUUGCUUGGUUUGUGGAACAAAUCAGGGCUAUUAAGAACACAAUUUUUGAAGAGGUCACAACUGAUCCAAGUUCUAAGAAUAAAGGUGGUGUCUUUGAAGAAUUGAUUGGAGAAUCACAACCUGAUAGUGUUUCUUUUGUCGCUCCCCAAGGUAUUAGGAAUAAAGGAUGUGGGACAUCUCGCCGUUUGAUUGGCCCGGGAGAGAAAGCCAAGGUUAAGAGCAAGAAGAAAAAAAGGAAUUGCAAAUUUAACGAAGAUAAUGAUGAAGAAAAUGAUGAAGAUAUGGAUGAAGAUAGUGAUGAAGAUAGCGAUGUAGAUGGCGAUGAAGAUAGCGAUGAAGAUAGCCACGAAGAUAGUGAUGGUGAAUGA
Helianthus annuus (common sunflower) is the source of this 2631-nucleotide messenger RNA. Its product is annotated as protein FAR1-RELATED SEQUENCE 5-like. Gene Ontology annotation, molecular function: zinc ion binding. The record is from RefSeq and is a predicted model, not a curated record. NCBI's taxonomy places the organism in Eukaryota, Viridiplantae, Streptophyta, Magnoliopsida, Asterales, Asteraceae. Bases 1 to 2631 code for a protein of 876 amino acids. Gene Ontology annotation, biological process: regulation of DNA-templated transcription. The transcript is spliced from 12 exons.